AUGGAUGAGAAGGGGCAUUUGGACGGUUUUGAGCAUGAAAAGAAGCAGGAGGAUGAAAAGGAGAAUAAUGAGGAGGUUGACCAUGAAAAGGAGAAGAAGAACGAUGGGGGUCCUGAGAGAAUCGUCAAGUCAGAAAUUACUUGUCAGGCAGUCCUCGAGGAUAUACUGUCCCGCUUGUCUGUGACCUCUAUACUGAGGUUCCAGGUAGUAUGCAAGAGGUGGCUCUCCCUCACGAGAACACCUAGCUUUAGGAAGCUGCACAAUCAACACUUGGGUCUCCGGACAAGGCCCAAGUUUCACUUGCUGCUCACUGCAGUCUCUGAAUACCGACCAGCGAUGGUAUUUUGUCGCAUAGAGGUGGAUCCGGUAGAAAAUACAGCCCAAGCAGACGAAAUUAUGAUGGUUCCGCACAAUCUUGUUGGAGGAGUUGGAAGAGUAGAUGAAAGGUAUACGUUUCGUGAGGGUUUUGUUCGAUUUUACUCUCAAGCUGUAAACUGUUUCAUCUGUAGUUUUGGAUCCAAUGACGUGUCCUAUCGGGUGGAUAUAGUUAACCCAUAUACCCGAACCCUGAUCACCCUUCCGGAAGGUCCCCCACUGUAUGAGCUGUUCAUAGGUCCCAGGGAGUGUAUGGAAUCUGACAGAUUCCAACAAAAUGAAAUUGCAUUUCAUUUCGGAUAUGAUGUACACCACCAGCAAUACAAGGUAUUACAGGCCCAAUGGGCUUUUGAAAGGCCAUGGAGCUUCAUCAGGAGAAUGUCAUGGUUUGGUGGUCUCAAUUUCAAACUGGCCAUCUUUACUUUGGGCUCCAAAGAGUGGAGGGACAUCACCAACUCAGCUAAUCUCAAUUUGACCCCGAUGAUUUCGUAUGGUUUUCUGUCAAAUCUUUCAAACCAGACUUUAUUCGUCAAUGGGAGCUUCUACUGUCCAAUAGAUUUGCAAAAGUUUACUUGGUUGAGAUGGACGGUUGUGCAGCUGUAA
Molecule: messenger RNA, 978 nt
Organism: Prunus mume (Japanese apricot)
Lineage: Eukaryota; Viridiplantae; Streptophyta; Magnoliopsida; Rosales; Rosaceae
Source: RefSeq, a predicted model, not a curated record